Messenger RNA from Manihot esculenta (cassava), 2232 nucleotides. Its product is annotated as glucan endo-1,3-beta-glucosidase. The transcript has 4 exons. The coding region runs from base 136 to 1548 and encodes 470 amino acids. Gene Ontology annotation, molecular function: hydrolase activity, hydrolyzing O-glycosyl compounds. The record is from RefSeq and is a predicted model, not a curated record. Lineage: Eukaryota; Viridiplantae; Streptophyta; Magnoliopsida; Malpighiales; Euphorbiaceae. Gene Ontology annotation, biological process: carbohydrate metabolic process. Gene Ontology annotation, cellular component: plasma membrane.
UACAAUUUGUACAAAGAAUUUUCCUACUAGCAAAGAAAGGCAUCUCCAAGUUUUCACUUCUUCUUCAAACAUUGCUCAAACUCCAAUACUCUACCAAUUCUCAUCAACCUUCAUCUCCCCAAAUCAAUCUUAAUCAUGGAGAAAAGCUUAGCUUCUCUCUGUGCUUCAUUGGUGACCACCGUUCUUCUGCUUCUUGAAGCAACUCCAAUUCAAGGAGUUGAAGGUACUAUCGGAGUCAAUUAUGGCACGGUGGCAAACAACCUUCCUCCGCCAGCAGAAGUUGCUAAUUUUCUAGUAGAAUCCACCAUUAUCAACCGUGUGAGGCUGUUUGAUACCAACACCGAAAUCUUGGAAGCAUUUGCUCACACUGGGAUUGCAGUCACAGUCACAGUCCCUAAUGAUCAAAUCCUUCAUCUUACCAAGCUCAUCAAUGCUCAACAAUGGUUAAAAUCCAACAUCCAACCUUAUGUUCCUGCAACUAAUAUCAUCAGAAUUUUAGUUGGCAAUGAAGUUUUAUCAACUGCAAAUAAAUUCAUAAUAUCAAGCCUUGUUCCAGCAAUGAAAACUCUUCACACAGCUCUUGUUGAAGCAUCAUUGGACUCUAAAAUCGAAGUCUCUACACCUCAUUCUUUAGGUAUUCUCUCAUCUUCAAGCCCGCCUUCGACUGGAAAAUUUCGACGAGGCUAUGAUGUUCAUGUGCUUAAACCGUUGCUUAUCUUCCUUAGAGAAACAAAUUCACCAUUCAUGAUCAACCCAUAUCCAUUUUUUGGAUGUUCAUCAGAAGAAACUCUUGAUUAUGCACUUUUCAAGCCUAAUUCUGGGGUGGAAGAUGAGAAUACCAAGCUUGUUUACACAAACAUGUUAGAUGGGCAACUUGAUGCAGUCUUUUCAGCUAUGAAACUUCUGGGUUUUGCUGAUAUUGAUAUUGUUAUAGCUGAAACUGGGUGGCCUUCCAAUGGAGAUUCAUCACAAAUUGGUGUUGAUGCUGAGAGUGCAGCUCAGUACAAUGGAAAUCUCAUGAAACAUGUAACUUCUGGUUCCGGAACUCCUCUCAUGCCAAACCGGACUUUUGAGACUUACAUUUUCGCUCUCUUCAAUGAAAAUCUCAAGCCCGGACCUACUUGCGAGCGUAAUUUCGGGUUGUUCCAGCCAGACAUGACACCGGUGUAUAACAUCGGAGUCCUCCGGUCCACGGCUAGUUCAUCAUUUCCUAGGAACCCGAGCCCGGAGCCACCGGUGGUUGCGCCGGUGAGUCCAGAGCCUACAGGGGCACCGCAGCAUGAGGAGAAAAGGUGGUGUCUUCCGAAAACAGGAGCAGAUGUAGAGGCUUUGCAGAGGAAUAUUGAUUAUGUGUGUGGGAUGGGAGUGGACUGUGGACCUAUUGAAGAUAGUGGUGAAUGCUUCUUGCCUAACACAGUUAGGGCACAUGCAGCAUUUGCCAUGAAUGCUUAUUAUCAAGCCAUGGGAAGGAAUGAUUAUGAUUGUGAUUUUCAACAAACUGGAGCUAUCAGCAGCUUGGAUCCAAGCUAUGGAAAAUGCAAGUACUGAUUUAGUGCAAUGGAGGCCAAUAGAAAGAAAUAUUUUUUAUUUUUGCAUAUUUUUCCCCUCUUGGUUUAGGGGAUGAAUAGAAAAUAAGGACUAUAGGUAACAUUUAUUGCUUUGACAACUUCAAGUUUAUAAUGAUAAACCUACAUAGGAAAUUGCUCUUUCUCUUGAUCAUCUUACAUUUGUGACAAUGAAAUUAUAUGUUAAACGAAGAGUGAUGAUUUGAUCUCUAGAAAGAAAGAGGUAGGGUUUAGGUGUGUAUGAGUAAGUUUAAUCUGAAUGGUCUUACUCUCCUCUUUUAUUUAUUUAUUUUUUCUCUAAUGACGCAUAACCGUCAUCCUACUAUAGUGUUAUCUGUUGCUGUCACACAGAACCGUACAUACGGACGUACUUAUCUGUCUGUCCUCCAUCGUCAACAACCGUUUAAUCCUCUUCUGAUGCUUGUGCUGAUAGAGUCGCAAUAUAGCCGAGCUUGCUCUCCUACUCUCCGUUACGUCAAAGGAGCUGAGUUUCUCUCUGAUGAGUUUAGACUCUCGGUCAGUCCUCCUACUUCGACCGCGAAUUGGGUGGUGUGUUGAUAAUUCAGUUUACAUAGUAGGUUCUAAUGAAUUUGAGUAUGCCUUUUCUAAGGUUAUACCUCAGUCUGAAUGCCGGCGGUCGUCAAAUAAUAUAAACUUAUUAUGUUGA